AUGGCCCGAUUCGGUCGGGUCAAGAAGUCCCCUAAGGCAGGAACAAAAAAUGCUGACUCGGACAUGCUUGUGCUACCUACGUCAGAUCCCCAACGAGCGCCUCGUGUGAGCUUACCACAUGUGGAAACGGAAUUGAACAUGCAUCAGUACAACGGCCUCUUUGAAAUUGGUACCCCGGAGCGUCAGAAGGCAUCCGCUGCGGAAGAGUCAUCCACAGAAACGGUAGUUGUCCCCUCACCGAACGGCACGAACGGCAUCCACAAUUCCAUAUCUGGCGAUUUUCCGGCAACCGAAUGGUCAUCCGCCGUCGGCCACGCAGCGACGGGAAAGUCGGGACGGGUGAUACACAAUCUACAGGAGGAGGUUGCGCGUUUGACCCGCGAUUGUAGCGUCUAUCGCUCGAGGGCCGAGGAGACCCAGCGAAUGAAUGAUGCGUUCAAGAUCCAGGUCCAGAAUAUGACCGAACGACUCCGCAAUCUCGAACAAGCGAAUGAGACCAAUCUGCACUCCAUUUCACGGAAGGAUAAGAAAAUCGAAGAGCUUCGGCUGGAAAUUCAAGGCGAAAAAGACCGGAGAUCUCAUGCUGAGGGAGAGGCUCGGAAGACAACUCAAUUGAUGGAUGAAGCUCGAGACGAUUUUCAUCGGAAAUGCGCCGAACUUCAAGAAAUCUCUCAUCAUUCUCGAACUCAGUAUGAUGUGCUGGCGAAGACCGGACAACGGGAACGGGCGGAACAUCUGAAGAAGCUCAAGUUGCUCCGGGAUGAUUUUGUCGCUUUGAAGAAACGAAGUGACGAAAAAGACACUCAUGUAGAGCGCCUGGACGAACUGAUGGCCGAGAAGGAUCGUGAGCUUGAGAGCAGCAGGCAGAAAUUUGAGGCCCUCUUCGCCGAAUACGAAGCCUACAAACGCACCCAGGACGAAGAAUUGAGAUCCCUGAUUGAAAGCGGACGUGAGGGUGAGGCCAAAAUCAACGCGGCCCUUGCUGCGCUACAAGAAACCCAGGGGCAGAUGAAAUGGGCCAUUCAAGUCAAGCACCAAAUCAAGGAUGCCGAGUAA
Molecule: messenger RNA, 1056 nt
Organism: Aspergillus neoniger CBS 115656
Lineage: Eukaryota; Fungi; Ascomycota; Eurotiomycetes; Eurotiales; Aspergillaceae
Exons: 2
Coding region: 1-1056 (351 amino acids)
Source: RefSeq, a predicted model, not a curated record